AUGCCGAAACGAGUCGUAUACACGAAAAUCACACCACUUCCGUACAAUGUCCCGCGACAGCUUGCGAUCGAACUCUUGCACUCGCAUUCCGAGGUCAUUGAGCUGAAUCCACUCGUAACGGGCGUCAAAGAGAUUCAAGCACCACGCGACGCGAACAGUGAAGAGUACUUUUCCACCUGGUAUGAGAUCCAAGAGAUUAUUACCUGGGGGUUUGGGUUCCGCAAGAAGAUCAACUUCAAGGGUUGUUUCCAUGAUCAGCCAUGGGGACUGCAAUCGCAUGUGUAUGCGCCCAUGGGAGUGGACCUCCGGAACAAAUAUCGAAUCGGUGGGAACCAACCAGGCGAGCCUCGCGAACCGAGAGAGUUGGGAGUCGACACACCCGCCGAGGGAUUGUAUUUGAGGGAAGAUGUGGAGAUUGUAUGCAACAUGGCUUUGGCCGGCUUCGUCAAGAAGGAGACGAUUGAGGCGACGGGAAAGAUGAUUGAACGAUUGGCGAGAAAGGCGGAACUACUCGAUGAGGGAAGAUUACACGCCAUGUUUGAGAAUGGCAAGCUGAGAACUGCCAAACCGAGUGGCUUCAACGAGGAUGAAAGACUCGGCGGGAGCACAAAUGGGAGCACUCCACCGGCCAGUCCGGGCUCGAGUGUCUCGAACAUGAACCUGGGCCCGAAAUUGGAUCAAAAGGGUUAUGGAAAAUACCACGAUGUUGCGCGGACAGCGAGUCACUCCCGACCCAACAGCUACCAGGGGAAUCUGUACUCCCCACCCUACCAACAGCAAGGAUACAACGGUCCGGAUACAAGCAAUGCUCGACCUACCAACAUGCCGAUGAUCAUGGAACUUCAAGGCUCCGAUACUCCUCCCAACCUCUCACUAAACAACCCACAAGGACAAGUCUUUCGAUCUGAACUCCCAGGAGACACGGAAUUCACCACCCAAGCUCCAUCUCCACGUUAUUCCCAAUCACAAGCAGUCGCAGGAGUAGCAGUAACGACAGGAGAAGAUACCAAAGUCCCCACACAACAAUACCAAGCAUACGUCCCUCCCCCAGAAAUCCCAGCCCGCUCCGCCCAACGCAACUCCUUCAUCUACACCGCAGCUAACAACAACAACACCACCAUCUCCGACUGGCAACGAAAUACCCUCUCAGCAAUGGGAAACCAGCCCCAUAAUGGCGACGACAUGUCCAGUCAGUAUACCGAAAGUUCGACAGUUAGUGGGGGAAGAGACUCGAUGAUGACCGGAGUCACAACACCCGAACCUCCUCCUUCCACCGCCAAAUUCGCCACCUCGGCAUCGUCGUCCAUCAUGACUAGGUGUCCAGUCUGCGAUCUUUUCGAGGGCGAUGAGGCGGCUGUUACUCAUCAUGUUUCGAAAUCUCACUUUGGCUGA
Messenger RNA from Ramularia collo-cygni, 1392 nucleotides. RefSeq lists its product as uncharacterized. The coding region runs from base 1 to 1392 and encodes 463 amino acids. Lineage: Eukaryota; Fungi; Ascomycota; Dothideomycetes; Mycosphaerellales; Mycosphaerellaceae. The record is from RefSeq and is a predicted model, not a curated record. The transcript is spliced from 2 exons.